AUGAGUCCUGAUCGUAACUCGAAACUCUCCAAGGCCACAUCAGGAUCUUCUUCUUUUGAUUCCGAAAAGGCCCAAAAGCACUCCUCCAAAUCCCCAAUGUUGGCCUGCUUACCAAAAAGUGUCCUCAAUAAGUUUUCUAAAAAGUCUAUCACUAACCUAAAACUGGGAUUUGCUAGCUAUAAGGAUGAUAUUGAAGAUAUAAAUGUUACUGAAAAGUCUGACACCUUUUCAGGAUCAGAUUCCGAAAGUUUGAUUGGUAGUCAGCCACCUCUUGAAUACGAGUUCAACAAUGUCAUCAACUUUACCUCAGAAGAAAUCGUUCCUACAAGAUAUAAUAACUUCAAUCAUGAUAGAAUCAAUGAUGAAGAAAUAUACGCAAAACACAAGAUUAAUACGAAAGCGGCUGAUGUGUUGAAUCCUUCGCAAGUUAAUACUACCCAAAGGCUUGAGAGAUUACGUCAAUUAAUGAAGGUUAAUAGUGUCGAUGUGUAUAUUGUCCCAUCAGAAGACGCUCAUCAAAGUGAAGAUACCGCUCCAUGUGAUAACAGACGAGAAUAUAUCUCAGGUUUUUCGGGAUCUGCCGGUAUUGCUGUGAUCAGUUUGACUAAGGCGGUGCUAUCCACCGAUAGUAGAUAUUUUUUAGAAGCAGAAAAGACUUUGGAUAAUAAUUGGCAGCUACUCAAGCAAAAUGUUGAAGGGUACCCAACUUGGCAGGAAUGGACAAUUCUGCAAUUGAAGUUUUCAAAAUAUAAAACGUUAUCUGUUGAUCCUAGGUUGAUUUCCCUCGGUUUAGGUAAUUUUUUUGAGAAGAAAUGUGAAGAAGUCGGUGCGAUUUUCAAACCUUCCUAUAAUAACUUCAUCGACGAAGUUUGGGAUGAUCAGCCUAGAAUCUCUGAGGCUCCAGUAUAUGAGUUACCAUAUAAGUAUACUGGAAAAACUACCAGUGAAAAAAUAAAGUUGAUCAGAAGCUGCUUGGUCAAUGAUAAUGCCACCGGUAUUAUUAUCACGAAGUUAGAUGACAUUGCUUGGACGUUAAAUUUGAGAGGUAGUGAUUUCGAUAACAGUCCAUUGUUUUUUUCGUACUUGAUUAUCACCCAAGAUGAAGUCAGAUUUUAUAUCGAUCCAGUGAAGCUACCAAAGAAUGUUGAAAGUUAUCUAUUUGUUGAAUUGCAAAACUUGAAAAUCAAGGAGUAUUUUUCCUUUUGGAUUGAUCUUGAAGCAUUAUCCAUUAACUUUGAAAAUUACUAUUACUUAUUGCCAAAAGAGGUAUCGUAUGGUCUCGUGAAGAAAUUAUCCAUCAUCAACUACAAGCUUUCUGGAUUGAUUGAAGACUUGAAAAGUGUCAAAACUCCUGCAGAAUUAUAUGGGAUGAAGCUUUCUCAUGUGAAGGAUGGUAUUGCUUUAGCCAGAUAUUUUGCUUGGCUUGAAGAAAAGUUGAUUAAAGAAGGUAGAACCUUGAAUGAAUAUCAGGGGGCUGUUAAAUGCGAUUAUUAUAGGUCAUUGAUGGCCAAUUACAAAGGGGUCAGUUUCACCACCAUUUCUGCAUCUGGUGCAAAUGCCGCAUCAAAUCAUUAUGAACCAUCAUUGGAAAUCAAUUCUAUUAUCGAUCCUAAAAAAGUAUAUUUAUGUGACUCUGGUGCCCAAUAUUUAGAUGGUACUACUGAUAUCACCAGAACUUUCCAUUUUCUGCGCCCUACCAAAGAGGAAAAAACAGCUUAUACCGCGGUUCUUAAAGGGCAUAUUGAUCUUGCCAUGGCUCAAUUCCCUGAAACCACUACCGGAGUUAUUUUGGAUGGUAUUGCCAGAGCUCCAUUAUGGGCUGAAGGGUUGGAUUAUAGACACGGUACUGGUCAUGGUAUUGGUUCAUUUCUCUGCGUUCAUGAAGGCCCAAUUUACUUUGGCAGAAAUUGUACCUUUAAGGCUGGACAGAUCAUCAGUGAUGAACCAGGAUACUACAAAGAUUACCACUUUGGCAUCAGAAUUGAAAGUGAUUUAGAAGUCAUGGCCCAUAAAACGAAAAACGAUUUGAACGGCAAACCGUUCUUGAAAUUCGGUUACUUGACAUUAGCGCCAUUCGACAGAAAUCUCAUCAAUAAAAAGAAAUUAACUAAAUUCGAACUUGCGUGGAUUAAUGCCUAUCAUGCUCAAGUACGCAAAAUGUUGACUCCAUAUUUGAUGAAAUUCAAUGAUAACAGAGCUGUGAAAUGGUUACAAAAGAAAACCGAACCCUUAUAA
Molecule: messenger RNA, 2235 nt
Organism: Saccharomycopsis crataegensis
Lineage: Eukaryota; Fungi; Ascomycota; Saccharomycetes; Ascoideales; Saccharomycopsidaceae
Exons: 1
Coding region: 1-2235 (744 amino acids)
Molecular function (GO): metalloaminopeptidase activity
Source: RefSeq, a predicted model, not a curated record